Molecule: messenger RNA, 668 nt
Organism: Paramecium sonneborni
Lineage: Eukaryota; Ciliophora; Oligohymenophorea; Peniculida; Parameciidae
Source: the annotation of a GenBank genome assembly
AUGGGUUGUUCUGCAUAAAAACAAAAACAAAAUUCUUAGGAACCUCCUCCUAAGCAAUAUGACAUAGAACAGUAGCUGGCAUUGAAAGAAGAAUAGAUAACGCAUUUAGAAAAAUUAAUUGAGGAAUAUAAAAGUAAUAAUAAGCACAGCUUAGUUGAAGUUAAGAUGCUUGGUAAAAAUAUUUCAGAUUAUUAGAACUUGAUAAAAUUAAAAAAUAAAGAGAUAAUAUGAUUAAAUAUGCAAAAGUGAAUGUUAUUAUUAAAUGUCAAGUUGAAGAUGCACAAGCAAUACAGGGUACUGCAGAGAACAGAGUAAAAAAUCAAAAAGAUAUUAUAACAAUGAAUGAUUAGAAUAUAGUAAUUAAGGAAACAGAAAUAGAAAAUGCAAAUAGAAUUAAUGAUCAAAGAAAUGAUCUUGAUUAUAUGCAAUAAUAAGAAAAUGAUGUAUAUUCCUUAGAUAAAAGUAUAUAUACCUCUAUGUAAUUAGAUUAAACUUCAUAAAUUAACUCGUCAGCACAAUAAUAAAGGCUAGGCACUACUGUCAAUUAUAAUUCAUAAGCAAAAAUCACUUAAACUAAUUCAAGUUACUAGCCUCCUCAAUAACGAUUAUAAAGUUACCAAGGUUAAAAGCCUUAAUAAAUUUAAAAAAUUGUAUAAAUGCAGCAAUGA